Botrytis deweyae is the source of this 1797-nucleotide messenger RNA. RefSeq lists its product as uncharacterized. The coding region runs from base 1 to 1797 and encodes 598 amino acids. The transcript has 13 exons. NCBI's taxonomy places the organism in Eukaryota, Fungi, Ascomycota, Leotiomycetes, Helotiales, Sclerotiniaceae. The record is from RefSeq and is a predicted model, not a curated record.
AUGAAGGCAGCUUUCGCUUUAUUGGCUUUGGCCACUUCGACUUUCGCUCAAGGGAUCCAGGAAAGAUGGUAUUCAAGUCCUCCUGGUUAUUCGAGCCCGCCUGGGUAUCCCGUUGAGACUGAUACUACUACUUGGACUACUUAUACUUCAACCACUAUCUGUCCUGUCACUUCAACCACCACCGAAGAAGGAACAACGAAAUGGGUUACAAGUAUCGCUACAUCAACCGUAGUUGUCACUAGUUGUGUUGGAGGCUGCGGUGGAGUUGUCACUGUACCUGGCCCAACUGGAUGGGCAACCACCACCACCGAUGUUAUCGUUACGUAUACCACCACUUGCGCAGUAACGGAGACCGUCACUGCUCCCGGAAAUACCUACACAAAGACAUACACCACCACUUCUGUCGUCGAAACUGCUGUACCCACCACGAUCGUUAGCACUGUCACUGCGCCCGACACUACACAGACUGUUGAAACUGGAGUGGUUGAAACUCUUACGAGUCUCUGUCCUAUUACCGAAACAACUACCAUUUCAGGAAAGGAAGAGACAGUCACUUAUACGUCAACAUCAUUGUAUACAACUCACGUUCCUACAUAUAUUGAAGUCACAGCCACCGCUCCUGAUAAUACAAAGACGGUUGAGACCGGAGUGGUCCAAACUCUUACAAGCCUGUGCCCUAUCACUGAAACUACCACUAUUUCAGGAAAAGAGGAGACCGUAACUUACACAUCUACAUCGUUGUACACAACGAUCCUUCCUACUUAUGUUGUAGUUACAGCCACUGCUCCCGACAAGACGGAAACCGCUGUCACUGGAGUUAUUUCUACAAUAACUUCUCUCUGCCCAGUCACAGAGACAAAGACAGUCUCGGGAAGCCUGGUGACUGUCAUCUACACAACCACUUCAUUUAUUGUCACAAAUGUUGGAACCACCAUCGAAGUAGCAACUACUCUCCCAGCGAAAACCACCACUGUUGCAACUGGAGUACUUCAAACUAUCACUAGUCUUUGCCCUGUUACUGAAGUCGAAACCGUUUCUGGAAUCGAAUAUACUGUUACGAAGACGUCAACUAGCCUUAUAGUCACUGAUGUAUAUACCACGGACUACUCAAAAACUACUUUACCGGGAGGAACUAAGACAAUCGAGACAUACGUCUAUCAGACGUCUACUAGCUUAUGCCCAGUCACUGAAAUCCAAACAAUCUCUGGUGUUCCAAUCACAAAAGUAUAUACCAGUACAAUCGUCACUGAAGUACAGGUUCCUACUACUAUCGUUCAAUACACUACAACUCAAGCUACUGAAUAUAAGACUACUGAUGUAUACGAGACGACUACAUGCAUCGAAAGUGUAUAUACAACCAUCAGUGCUGGAUCAACCAUCGUUUUGACCGCCACCCAAACAAACACCAUCCAAGUGACCGCAGUUCACAUCUUGACAUCUACCCUCCCUGCCGCAACUGGCGAAACCACCGUUUAUAUUCCAACCACAAUCGGCCACACCAUCGAAACCAUUGCCAUCGUCACCGUUCCCUCCAUCGUCCGCACCAUCACCCUCGGAACAACCUACUACGCAAACACAACCCACGUACAAACAUCAACUUACAUCCAACCCAGCACUUUGACCGUUGGGGGCCAGACAACGAGCUAUUUCGUUCAGCCUAGCGUUAGCGUAAGUAGUAUUGCGGCGACCAGCGUCGCUACGAUUGCGCCUAGUGCGCCGGUGGAGGCGAAUAAUGCGGGGAUGAAUGCACCGGGGUUGGUGAUGGGGUUUGUGAUGGGGGUUUUGGCGCUUUUGUAG